Vespula vulgaris is the source of this 16890-nucleotide messenger RNA. RefSeq names its product basement membrane-specific heparan sulfate proteoglycan core protein (gene trol). NCBI's taxonomy places the organism in Eukaryota, Metazoa, Arthropoda, Insecta, Hymenoptera, Vespidae. The record is from RefSeq and is a predicted model, not a curated record. Gene Ontology annotation, biological process: homophilic cell-cell adhesion; dendrite self-avoidance; axon guidance. Gene Ontology annotation, molecular function: calcium ion binding; cell-cell adhesion mediator activity. The transcript is spliced from 60 exons. Bases 438 to 14993 code for a protein of 4851 amino acids. Gene Ontology annotation, cellular component: axon; plasma membrane; cell-cell junction.
CUUGGUCUCUCAGACGCUACCGAACGCCGGUACGGUGUUGCACGGUGUGUGCUGUGCUUUCUUCGCCGUCCAUCGGGAGAACAGAGAGAGAGAGAGAGAGAGGGGGGAGAGAGAGAGGGGAGAAGGACAGAGUCAGAGAUCAUCGCGUGGACCAUCUCGCGGAGUCCUCGCGCGUACCCUUCCCAUACCGAUCCGAUCCUCUGCUUUUUAUUCUUCGCAUCGUUGUUGCCCGCUCGUUUGCAACGACGGACACACCGAUAAUUAAAAGAGGACAAAGUUCUUCGUCUUUCAUUCCUUCGUUUAAAUAUUCGCGUCAUGAGUCGUUGAAGAAUUCGUCGAAAGAAAGAGAUAGACGAAUAGAGAAAAAGAAAGAGACUGCGAUUUUACGCGAGAAGAGGGCGAAGAGGUCGAGGAGUACUCUUUGCCUUGUUAUCGAAAUGAAGAGGAACCGUGUUUUAUUAAGGAGUGCGUUGCUCUUCUUGCUGAUCGGCGCUGAUCUACUCGUCUCCGCAUCCGAGAACGAUGACUUGGUUUUCGAUCAAGAUGGGAAACAAUCGAGCCUGGAAAUUCCGUUGAUCGAGAAACACGAGGAGCGAUCGAUCUUUCACAGGAUAAAGAGAUCCUUCUUUAGCUUUUUCGAUCCCUUCGUAUCGACGCCUGCCGCUGCCAAUACCAGUGCUGCUACCAUCGACAACGGCACCGGCGGCUCAGCGACCGGUACCACGACGGUAUCAUCGCCGACGCACCUUCGGGAGGACGAAGGCACCGUUCGGCUCGUCGACGAUAGGAACAACACCGACGUCUCGAAACCUAGGAAAGGCGGUCCGAAUUUGGAGAGAUUGAUUCGGAACAGUCAGGAGGAGUACGUCGACGAUAAGCAGCAGGAGAACGAGAUCGGUGAAGCGGCGGAAGGGCGAAGGCAAUCGCAGAGUUAUGUCAAUUCCGACGACGAGGACCUCGUGGCGUCGGGCGAGAUCGAGGGUAGCGCAACGGACUCGGACGUUUCCCAACCUGUCACCGAGGGGCAAAGGAUCGAAGGAAAGGCCCGGCUCUAUCGGAUAACGUUGACGGUCGGCGAGCCUUACAGAAGAGAGUACGCCGACAGGAACAGCAGAGAGUACAAGGAGCUAAGCGGCAAUCUGACUCAGGCUUUGGAAGAACUCUACGCUCGACGUAUUCCCAAUUACGAUCACAUGGCCAACGUCAUUAAAGUAUCGCCAACGUCCGACGCGUUUACGUCGCAAGUCACACUCGAUAUCGGCUCCACGUUCACGGACGAGUUGGAGAUUCGAGAUAUACUCGAGAAGCAGUUGCAGUAUCACUCCUUGGGAAGCAUCCAAGUCGGUCCGGAGGGAUUCACUUUCCGACAUUUCCUAGUGGAGAAAGAAAGCGUGUUGCCGGAAUGCGAUCAGUCGAGCGAAUUAACGUGUAGAAACGGUGCAUGCGUGCCAUUAGAUUCGCGCUGCGACGGCACGGAGCAAUGCGAGGAUGGAUCCGACGAGCUCGAUUGUCACUCGACCUUACGGCCGACUACGACGCACGUUAGCGAGAGCGAAGAAGAGAGAUGGUCUUUGCCAACGGAGAUAACCGGCGACGUCGAGGAGCCGACCGAAACUGCCGUGGCAAGAGCCAAAGGAGAGGAAGAGGAUUCGACCUUGAGAGCAGCGUCGAACAAAUGUCGCGCCGACGACGUGGUCCGCUGUCAGGAUGGAAGUCGUUAUAUUUGUUCCGUACAGCGAUGCGACGGCGUGCCGGAUUGCGAGGACGGGGCCGACGAAGUAGGAUGUCCGCAUUCAGGCUGCAAGUUCGGCGAAUUCGCUUGCGACGUACGGAGGUGCAUCCUGGAAUCUCAACGUUGCAACUUCGUCGAGGAUUGUCAAGACGGAAGCGACGAGCACGAUUGCAACUAUCCCGCGUGCACGUCGAGCCAAUUCAAAUGCAGAAACGGAGAGUGUAUCGACGGAAGCAAGCAUUGCGACGGCGUUUUGGAUUGUCGAGACAGAUCGGACGAGUAUGGCUGUCCCUGCAGGGAAUACCAAUUCGAGUGCUCGGCCGGUUACUGCGUAGACCUAUCUCGUCGCUGCGACGGAUACAUCGAUUGUUUCGGCGGAAAGGACGAGGAAAAUUGUAUCGGAACGACAAGAUGCCGAGAGGGCGAAUUCGAAUGUGCCAGCGGUACGUGCGUCAGCAAGAUGGCAAGGUGUAAUGGACGCAACGACUGCGACGAUCGUUCCGACGAGUAUAAUUGCACCGUGACGACCUGCAGCAGCGAUCAGUUCCGUUGCAUAGACGGUAUCUGUCUGAGCAUCGACAAGAGAUGCAACGGCGUGGCCGAUUGCCGUAACGGCGAGGACGAAAACCAGUGCGGUUGCGGAGAUGCAGAUUUUCGGUGCACGGACGGCCGAUGUAUAGGCUACGAGUUGCAGUGCAACGGGGUGAACGAGUGUUCCGAUGGCUCGGAUGAGAGGGAUUGCGAGAAGUAUCGCCGACGAAAGAUUUAUAAUCCCAAACGCUUCGAAACGAUCGUAAGGAAGUUGUUCAAGGCUAAGGAAGCAUCGCGAGAGAGCAAGUACAAGAGACUGAAAGCUAGCGAAGGAAAAAGUUCGAAGGAGAAGUCAUCGAUCCUGGCGACGUGUACCGACAAAUUUUUGAGGAAUAAUUCGUCGAACAACGAUCUAUGCGCUCUGAUAGUUCGAAAACUCGCGAAACAAUGGAUACGCCGUUGGAAAUAUCAGGAAAGCGAUCGAAGGAGAGAGGAAAAGAGUCUCGCUUUCUCGUUGCUGAAUUCUUUUCCCGAGCUGAAAGAUCGGAAAUUGGAAAACUCGAAUCAUCGACGCGUCGAUGAUUCGACUUCGAGGCAAUAUUCGACGGAAGAUAUCUUAAUUUCUACCAGCCUUCCUGGCUCGACUCGAACUGAUUUUUCGAGCGAUACCACCGAACUUUCGGAAUUUGGUUAUUCGACGAGUACAAAGGGAGAUUUCGUAGGUACGAGCGAGGAUUGGAACGAAACGGAUCGAGCGGAAAGUUCGAGCACGACUUCGAGCUCGACGACUUCGGAUUACGAGGCGAACGAUGAAAAGUAUUUGAAAAAUAAGACGCUUCUCGACGGCGCGAACAACGACUAUUCCGAGGAAAGCGAUUCGUUUACGUCGAGAACAACGACGAGUUCUCGGGACGUCACGAAGAUGACGUCUCGCGAAGAAGACUCGAACGAGUGUACGUCGAAAUGUGCCGAAUUCUGGAUAAAAAAAUUUUGGCACCAAGUGAUAAAAAAUUCGACCAAGUUCAUUAAAAGUUUGACCAAGGACAAGAUUGCGAGCGACGAGCCGGAGGAUUUUAUCGAUUCGACGACGUAUAAAAGUUUUACUUUCACGAAGAAACCGUUGCACGUUAUUCCUAUAAAAAAUAUCAAAGAGUUUCGAUCCAACAAGAACGCGAGCAACGACGAAAAUUUGUGGGAAAGGGACGACGUAACGAACGCGACUACGGAAUCUUUCGAUUUUCCUCUCUCCGAUGAUUUGAUCAAUUGUCGGAAAAAGACCGAAGGGGCUACCGUCGAGAGUAUCUGGGGGAAUGAUUCCGACUUGGGAGAAAGGAGAACCGAAGACGAGGAGGACGCCACGGACGAACUAGGGAUUUCGUCGACGAUUCCUGCCGAUCCUAACGAUGAUUAUCGAGGCGCAACCUCGACCUUGAGAGAAAUCGAAUCGAAGGAAAAUACGGACGAAAGCGACGAACGUACGACGAGGUCGUAUCGCAAUUCGACGGAAAGCGCAACGGGGGAGAACGAGGUGGACUACGACGAGGAUUCGGAUGAGAACGGCGAGGAGGACGAGGAGGAGGAAGAGGAGGAGGAGGAGGAGGACGACGACGACGAGGAGGAAGAGGAGGAGGAGGAGGAGGAGGAGGAGGAGGAGGAGGAGGAGGACGAGGACGAGGAGGAGGACGAGGACGACGACGAGGACGAAGACGACGACAAGUGCAACGACAGUCAGCACUCUUGCGACGAAGGUAGUAGGUGCGUUACGGAGGAACAAGUUUGCAACGGGAUCGUCGAUUGCAACGAUGGCACCGACGAGAUCAGCUGCGAUUAUUAUUUAGACGUGAAAAAUAAAGUCGACAGAGUUAACGACGAGCGCUGCAAGCUCUUCGAGUUUCCUUGCGAUGGAAAGUGCUUAGACCCGUUGCUAUUAUGCGACGGCGUUGAAAAUUGUCUCGAUGGCACCGACGAAGAGGAUUGCGAUGUUUCCGAGAAAACAGUAACUGAAUGUCCGCCUGGAAACUUUCGAUGCAACGACGGAUUGUGCCUCGACAGUAAGAAACGAUGCGACGGACGAUCGCACUGCUUGGACGGCUCCGAUGAGAUCAAUUGCCAGUGCCCCGUUGGUAAUCGAGCGUGCGACAACGGCGUCUGCAUCGACGAAAGAUUUUUCUGCGACAAAAGCUACGACUGUUUGGACCACAGCGACGAACGCGAUUGCCACGACGAGGCAACGAGCGAGAAGGGCUAUCCCAAGGAGGACGAGUGUCGCGCCGACGAAUUCGCCUGCAACGACGGAACUUGUAUACCUCGAGUUCUCGUCUGCGACGGUCAACCGGACUGUCCGCAGAGUACGGACGAGCUCGAUUGUUAUCCUCACGGGUGCGGACAAGAUCAGUUUCAAUGCAGAACCGGCGAUUGUAUCAGGAACGACCAGAGGUGCGACGGACGUAUCGAUUGCGAGGAUGGCUCGGACGAACCCUCCGAGUGCGACGCUACGACCCUCGAGCCGGAAGGACCGGGCGCCCGUCCGAUGCCAGGCCGUUGCCCGGCCGGACAAUUCCAGUGCGUUUUGGACAAGGCCUGCGUACCACACUCGUCCGUUUGCAACGGCGUUCCCGAAUGCCGAGACGCCAGCGACGAGAACAAUUGCGAUUACACGAUCGAGGAGGAGUGCUCGUUGGACGAGUGGAGAUGCGAGAACGGCGGUUGCAUCUAUCUCCAUCAACGCUGCAACCAAUUAGUCGAUUGUACGUUCGACGAGAGCGACGAGCUCGGCUGUAAUUAUACGCUCGGAAGGGAAAGUAACGGUACGUGCGAGCCGCACGAGUGGAGAUGCGAUAACGGCCAGUGUAUACCGUUGUCUCGGCGCUGCGACGAAAGGGUCGACUGUCUUACGGACGCGUCCGACGAAUUCGACUGCAGUUACGAUCCUCGUCCGACCGGUGGAUCGACCGAGCUGAACUUGAAAACUUAUCCGAGCGAGCAAGUGAUCAAGGAGAAUCCGGCGAAGCAAGGCCGCGAGGUCGUCUUCCAAUGCCGUGACGAAGGUCCUCUGCGUGCAAGAGUACACUGGCUUCGCGAUAACGAUCUUCCUCUACCGCCUGCCAGUCGAGAUCUAAAUGGCAGAUUGGAAAUACCAAACAUUCAGCUCGAUCACGCGGGGACUUACAUUUGCGAAGCAGUGGGCUAUCCUCCAUCCACCCCGGGAAGUCGACUAAGCGUUAAUCUCACCGUUGAAAAGUUCGAGGAGCCGGCAACGAGGCCGCCGCAAGUAUGCCAAUACGAUCAGGCCACGUGCAGCAACGGGGAUUGCAUUCCGAAGUCUUACGUCUGCGACGGAAAAUUCGACUGCACCGACGGCUCCGACGAGAUGAGAUGCAGUCCGCACGGGUGCGAGCCCAACGAGUUUAGAUGCAACAACAAGCAGUGCGUGAGCAAGCUUUGGCGCUGCGACGGCGAGAGGGACUGUGCCGACAACAGCGACGAGGAGGACUGUGCACCCGCUCCGCCCGGCUCGCCCUGUCGCUAUCACGAAUUCGCUUGUGCGUCCUACAACCAAUGCAUACCGAAGGUCUAUCAUUGCGAUCGAGAACGGGACUGUCUCGACGGUAGCGACGAACUUGGCUGCUCUCCCGUAUACAUCGUGAAGCCACCGCCGCCGAUGGUAGUCCUUGAACCGGGCGAUCUUAUGGUACUGACCUGUACGGCGAUCGGCGUACCCAUUCCGGAGAUAAACUGGCGACUGAACUGGGGACACAUACACUCGAAAUGCAGCACUACGUCCGUGAACGGAACCGGGACGUUAACGUGUCCCGAUAUACAGCCAGAGGACUCGGGCGCUUACUCCUGCGAAGCCUUGAACGUCGUCGGCUUCGUUAUAGCCCAGCCGGACGCUAUUUUGGUGGUAAAAGGACCGAAGGGCAUCUGCCCGAAGGGAACGUUCAACGCGGAAGCGCGCUCCGUCGACGAGUGCAUAUCUUGCUUCUGCUUCGGCGUAGCUACCGAGUGUCGCAGCGCGAAUCUCUUCACUUAUCAGAUCCCGCCGCCGUUCGAAAGUCACAAAAUCGUAUCGGUACAAACGGAAUCGGAGAUACGUUUGUUCGGCGACAUCAAGGAUCAAAUAUCCGAGGUUCGACCGAUCGGCCGCGAUGGCAUUCAGUUGCUCGAAUCCUUCAGCAACGAGAUGAGCACGCACAGGAUACCGUAUUACGCCCUCUCCGAGAACUAUCACGGCAGCCAAUUGAAGUCUUACGGCGGUUAUUUGACUUAUACGAUCCAUUACAACGGCAACGGUGCGCCGAACGACGCGCCCUCGGUCAUUCUUACCGGCAACAAGUACGUGCUCGUUCACAAAGGCCAUCACAUACCGCCCGACUACGAGACGAAAGAAACCGUUAGAUUUUUCUACGGCGAGUGGUACAAGCGUCAAGGUAACAGCGAGGUGCUCGCAUCUAGGGAAGAGAUAAUGAUGACGCUGGCUAACGUCGACAAUAUUCUCAUCAAAGCGAAGUACGAAGAUUCCCCGCAGUUGGACGUACGCAUCACCGACAUCGUGAUGGACACCGCCGACGCGCGCAAUACCGGAUUGGGAUCCGCGUCCUACGUGGAGGAGUGCCAGUGCCCUACCGGAUACACCGGGCUUUCGUGCGAGAACUGCGCACCGGGAUUCCUCAGGCGCGAGAGCGGACCGUGGCUUGGACAAUGUUACCGGGACGAUCCACCCUGCGCCCCGGGCUACUACGGAGAUCCUUCGAGGAACAUACCUUGCCAGCUCUGUCCGUGUCCUCUGACCAAUCCGUCGAACCAAUUCACUCGGACCUGUCAUCUCGGAUCGGACGGCGAGCCUACGUGCGACUGUCCGGCUGGAUACGUCGGUCGUAGAUGCGAGCAAUGUGCCAUCGGCUAUCAAGGAAAUCCUCUCAUUCCCGGCGACAUGUGCGUACCCGUUCAACAAUGCGAUCCCGAUGGUAGCCUCACUCCGAACGCCGACCCCUACACCGGAAAGUGUCGUUGCAAGCUAUACGCAACGGGCCUGACGUGCAACCAAUGCAAGGCAAAUACGUUCAACCUGGGCUUUAGGAAUCAAUUCGGAUGCAUAAGUUGCUUUUGCAUGGGCAUUACGAACAAAUGCGUCUCGUCCAAUUGGUACAGAAACGAGAUUCACGUGUCGUUCACGAAUUCCUUGCGAGGUUUCACGCUGACCGAGUCGAAAACACCCGACGCACCGCCGAUAUCGGAUGGCAUUCGCCUCGACACGAUCAAUCGCGAAAUAGUCUACAACGACUUUCAUAAUCGCGGUAACAACGACGUCUAUUAUUGGCAACUGCCGAAUAUAUUCCUCGGCGAUCAGAUAACGUCGUACGGUGGUCAUCUCAAAUACACGGUCCGAUACGUCCCGUCGCCCGGUGGUCAAAGUUCGAGAAACAACGCCGCCGACGUCGAAUUGAUCAGCGCCAACGACAUUAAAUUGCUCUAUUACUCGCGAGAAUCUCCCGAGCCUAAUUCUCAGCAAUCGUUCACCGUUCCGUUGCUCGAGCAAUAUUGGCAACGUGCCGACGGAACCACCGCCGACAGAGAACAUCUUUUAAUGGCACUGGCGGACGUACGAGCUAUCAAGAUCAAGGCCACUUACACGACCCACACCGACGAGACGGCGCUCUCCUCGGUUUCCCUCGAUACGGCGGAAAAGCAUAACACUGGAAAGGCAAGGGCGGUCGAAGUCGAGGAAUGCGGUUGUCCCGUCGGAUACAAGGGACUCUCGUGCGAGGACUGCGACGUUGGAUAUACGAGGGCCAUGGAAGGCCUGUAUCUUGGAAUUUGCGAGCCUUGUAAUUGCAACGGGCACUCGAGUCAGUGCGAUCCCGAGAGCGGACUGUGCGAGAAUUGUGCCGAUCACACUACCGGGGAAUACUGCGAAAGAUGCGAACCCGGAUACGAAGGAGACGCGACUCGUGGUACCGCCAACGAUUGUACGCGCAGAACCGAUCCCGUGCAGUGCACCUGCAACGAAGCUGGAUCUCGUAGCGCUUCGUGUUUCGGCGGUCGCUGCGAGUGCAAGAGGAACGUCGAGGGACCGGAAUGCAACAGAUGUCGUCCGUCUACCUUUGGAUUGUCCGCUGAAAAUACGGACGGUUGUAACGAGUGUUACUGCAGCGGCGUGACCAAGCAAUGUCACGAAAGUUCGCUCUACGUUCAACAGAUUCCGAUAUGGGUUUACGAUUCCCAUCAUGGAUUUACCCUUACCGACGACACGAGACAAGACGUUAUAGACGACGGCUUCGACUUGAACGUCGCUAUGAACGAAAUUGGAUAUCGCUAUCCCGACAACCGUAGUCGCAGACUGUUUUGGUCUUUGCCAUCCGCUUUCACCGGUAAUCAAGUAAAAAGCUACGCCGGCAGUUUGACCUUGACUCAGCACAUCACUGCGCAGCCCGGGGCACAAAGCUACAAAGAUCAAGACAUUUUACUCGUUGGAAACGGCAUCACGUUGUUCUGGACCAAUCCAACAGACGUUUUACCGGACAUACCGCUGACCUACUCCGUUCCACUGAGAGAAUCGGAGUGGAAACGAUUGACGACGGCGGGACCACGCAGUGCUUCUCGUACGGAUAUGAUGACGGUUCUUUCCAAUAUCGAAGCUAUUCUGGUACGAGCUUCUCACAGUGAAAAAAUGACGGCGACUUACAUCAGCGACAUUAGUCUCGACACGGCGGUAGAAAACUUCACCGGACACAGAAGAGCGACUCAAGUCGAAGCGUGUCGUUGUCCAGCUGGUUACGUCGGAACGUCUUGCGAAACUUGCGCCCGUGGAUAUUACAGAGAUACCAGUGACAGAGCUUUCAGCGUUCUUGGCUCUUGCAAUCCCUGUCCGUGCAAUAACAACGAAGAGAACUGCGAGAUCAAUAGGUCCGGACACGUCAAGUGUAAUUGCUUGCCAGGAUACGCAGGACAAAAUUGUCAAGACGUCGUCGAAUAUCCUCCAACGAUUCCUCCUCCGACACCGACCAUUACCCCACCAAGGAUCGUCGUUUUCGUGCAAGAACCAGAAUUCCAAAUCGUGCACACGGGAAAUACCGUCAGAUACCAUUGCAGCGGUAGAUCGCUCGACAACGGUUCUUUGUACAUUCGUUGGGAGAAGGAAGGCGGUCAGUUGCCAUCCGGUAGAAGCAUAGACGAUUCUCACGGAGUCUUGAUCAUCAGAGACGUCAAAGUGUCCGACAGCGGUAUAUACGUUUGUCAAGUUAGCGACGGAAUAAACAUUGGAAUCAAAAAAGUCACUCUUACCGUUGGAGCUUUUCCCAAAAGUUUGUUAGAGAUACCAGGAGCGAAUCCGGUAAAACCUCGAGUCGUAAUUAUGCCGCCUUACCUCGAAGUCAAGGAAGGAGAACCGGUAGAAUUUCAUUGCGACGCCAAUGGUAAUCCUCCUCCGCAAGUAGAAUGGAUUCGACUUCAUGGAAGCAUCAGUUCGGAGUCUUCCUUCCAUAACGGCGUUUGGAGGCUCCCGGCUGCCUCGAGAAACGACGCAGCCGAAUACAAAUGCAUCGCUAAGAAUAACGUCGGAGUGGAGGAAAAAACAACGAUUCUAUACGUUAGAGAAAAUCCGGAAGGGCCUCCGGCUACCGGCUUGGCUCCGAUCAUAACACCCGCCGAAUGGGUCGGCUCCAUCGGAGACGUCGUCAGACUUACCUGCACCCCGUCGCAAAGUGCUAAUCUAACGUGGACUCGAUCGGACGGCUUGCCUCUACCUUACUCCGCGACCCAGCGCGAUGGCAUUCUGAUAAUCAAUAAUCCAACGAUCAGCGAUUCCGGCUUAUACGUCUGCAUCGCUGUCAGUUACAAAGGAACGGAAACGAAUUCUACCGCUAGAAUAACGAUAAUCCCACGAAGAGAUCCUCCGACGGUUAAAGUCAAGCCUGAAAGACAAAUAAUAUCCCAAGGAACGUCGACCGAGAUACGUUGCGUUACGGGCGGAGAGCCGGGUCUGCAAGUGAAAUGGAGUAAAUUUUCGGAAACGAUGAAUUCGAACGUCCAACAAGUCGGAGAUACUCUUAGAAUUAUUAAUGCGCAAGUUUCUGACCGAGGCGUAUAUAUCUGUCGUGUCAGUAGUCCUAUAGGCAGCUACGAAGCUAGUGCCAUCGUCGAGGUCGAACCUCGUGAAGUUCCGGUCCUCGAAUUGUAUCCGAAAGACAUCCAGCCCGUCACGCUUGGUGGCUCUGCCGAUUUGCAAUGUCGCGCCAUAGCCGGUCUUCCACUUCCCGAGAUCCAUUGGUCUCGUCAAGACGGCAGAUCGUUUGCUCCGAACAUCGAACAACUUCCUGGCGGAUUAUUGAGACUCUCUAAUAUCACGAUAAACGACGGUGGUUCUUACGUGUGCUCGGCCACGAACGAAGUUGGUUCCGCGUCCGAGAUAGCCCAUAUCGAAGUACAGUCGAUACCCGUUAUCACGAUCGAGCCAAGGACGGGUAUUUUGCAAGUGAAACUUGGAGACAGGGUGCGAUUGACUUGCAGCGCUGUGGGCCAUCCACAGCCAAACGUUGCCUGGAGUAAACAUGUCAAUGGAUUGGCCACGUACGAUGCGUACAGCAAAACAGCUGCGACGCCGUUAAGCGCGGUAUACGAAAUAUUCUCGGUCUCCUCCGACGACGAAGGUUCCUACUCCUGUCAAGCGUCGAACUCGGUAGGCAUAGUAGAGGACCGUGUCCAAAUACGCAUCGAGGACAACGAUAUCGACUCUACGCCUUGUCGAGGCGAUAUGACUUGCGAUAACGACAACAGACGUCCGCCAACUCAGGAUCCCAGAUAUCCUUAUCAGGGUGGCGUAUUGAUUCCCGAAGACUUUUUAAGAAUUCCCAAUAGCGGUAAAGUGGAAAUGCGCUGUCAGGUGAUUGCCCCAGAUGGCGAUCAGAUUUAUCUUGAUUGGAAGAGAAGCGAUCAUCGUGCCUUACCGAAGGGCAGUACCGUUCAUAAUGGCGUUUUAAGCAUUCCGACGGUCGACAAAAAUGCCGCAGGGGAAUACAUCUGUCUUGGCUUAAAUCCUGCCGGCACGGUCAUUUUCAAAGCUAAAUCUCAUCUGGAAAUCAUAUCUCCACCUAGGAUCGAGCUUAAUCCGACCCGUCAAACCGUUGGUCCUGGUAAAAAUCCUUCUAUAACGUGCACCGCAACCGGCGACGAGCCUCUUCACAUUCAAUGGGAAGCUAUAGGACGGCCACUUCCGUAUUCCGUAUCUAAUGAUAAUGGCGUUUUGCAAUUCCACGGUAUAACGUAUUCGGACGCUGGAAAGUACGUUUGCAAGGCCACGAACGAGGCGGGCACGGCAGAGGCGGUAGCGGAAGUCAUAGUUAACGAACAUUCUUACGACGACACGAGCAUUCGCGCCACCCAAAGAGACAUUACGACGUAUCCAGGUAAUUCUGUACGUUUGCGUUGCGAGAUCAGGGAACACGCCGUGAUAGAAUGGAGUAGAGAGGGUCAAUUUUUGCCUUUACACGGUCGAAUUGGCGAAGACUAUUUAGAAUUAACGCAAGUCAAACCAGAAGACAGUGGAAGAUAUAUUUGUCAAAUUCGUAACUCCCAUGGAGUUUCCAGUGAUUACAUUAAUUUGAAUGUGAUACUAGUUAAUUUGCUUGCGGAUUGCAUGCCAGUGUACCGAUCGCAGUGCAGACCCGGGGAGUAUAAGUGCUACAGUCAACAAUGCAUUCAUUUGGAUUACUUUUGCGACGGCUAUGCUCAAUGCAACGAUGGUACUGACGAACGCUUCUGCCGCAUCCCGCAAUAUCGCCAAUUUCUUCAAAGACGACGCGCUGCCGUUGCACCUGCACUUACCAUCGAGGCAUCUCAAGAUCCUGUAAAUAUCGGAGAUACGGUUGACAUACGUUGCGCGUGUUCGGGUAUUCCUAGUCCGCACUAUCGAUGGUCCAGACCGAACCAUCCGGAUUUACCAGCGAAUGCUCAAACGUACGAAAAUAUUCUUAGAUUGUCCAACGUAGCCGUCAGCGAUAGCGGUACCUACAAAUGUACAGUAAUGACUCCGCAAGGCAUCUUUGAGGAAGAUUUCAAUCUCAUUGUACAUGGUGGACAUAACGAUGGGCCAGCAAUUGAAACGAAGUUGGCACCUUACGGAUCUAGUAUUGAAAUGGAUUGUCACGUUGAUCUUGAGCCACCUGUUAAAUUCCAAUGGAACAAACUUGGUGGACUGUUAUCUCUGGACACAGAAACUUACCAGAAUACAUUGAAACUGAAAAAUGUCAAAGCCGAAGAUGCAGGAACAUACAUUUGUAUAGCGAACAACGAUAAAGUAAAUUUAGAAGUACCGACCGUGCUCGUCGUAACGGGAGUCGUACCUAACUUCAGUCAAGCGCCAGAGAGUUACAUAGCUUUGCCUCCAUUACCUGAUUCGUAUCUCAAGUUCAAUAUUGAGAUAUCUUUCAAACCGGAGAAUUAUGACGGCAUUAUCUUAUACAAUGCCGAAUCGAAUCACGGUAGUGGGGAUUUCAUUCUUCUAUCCCUAGUAGGAGGAUAUCCACAAUUCAAAUUUGACCUUGGUUCUGGAUCAGCUGUUAUAUUAGCGGAUAAAUCGGUUACUUUGGGUCAAUGGCAUACGAUUAAAAUUCAACGUGUUAGAAAGGAAGUAACGAUGCUAGUCGAUGGUCAAGGACCGUACAGAGGAGUAUCGGCUGGUCGAAGACAAGGAUUAGAUCUUAAGGGUCCACUUUAUAUCGGUGGAGUUCCAAAUCACAGUAUUGUUAUCAAAGAGGCUGUUUCGAAUAUCGGAUUCAUUGGUUGUAUCAGCAGACUAGUCAUUGGUGAAAAGGAAAUUGAUUUAAUCGGAGAUCAAACGGGUAACGUAGGGAUAACGACUUGCGAAACGUGCGCCGAAAAUCCAUGCAAUAAUGGUGGAGUUUGCCAGGAGGCAGCUACGAAGAACGGUUAUAUGUGUUUAUGUAGAGCUGGAUUUAAUGGGAAACAUUGUAACUUUGUCGGACAAUCUUGCUAUCCAGGCGCCUGCGGAGAAGGAAAGUGCGUGGAGAAGGAGGCUGGUUUUGAUUGUUACUGCCCGUACGGAAAGACUGGUCCACGUUGCGAACGAUCGGUAAAGAUCUACGAACCAGCUUUUAACGAUGACAAAGCUUUCAUCGCACAUGAUACACCAAAGGCUCUUCGAAGGCUUAAAAUAGCUAUGAACUUCAAUCCUACCGACGAAGGAGAUGGAAUAUUGAUAUAUUGUUCUCAAAGCGAAGAAGGACUUGGAGAUUUCGCAGCGCUCAUAAUAAAGAACAAGCACGUUGAAUUUCGCUACGAUAUUGGCUCGGGUAUGGCCACAUUGAGAUCUAAUUAUAUCGUACAACCUGGAACGUGGACGUACGUAACGGUAAACAGAGAUUUCAAAGAGGCGAAAUUAUCCGUGAACGGAGAGCCGUUCAUCGAAGCAAGAUCUCCUGGUGGCGCACGUACCAUGACAUUGAAUACGCCGUUGUACAUCGGUGGCGUUGAUCGUAGAAAAAUUACAUUGAACAAGAAUCUCAAUGUUGAUCGUAAUUUUCGUGGAUGCAUUAGCGAACUUGAAGUAGCUUCCGUUAGCCUGGAGAUCUUAAAAUCGGCAACGGAUAUGGCAAAUAUCGAAGAUUGCUCCAUGCUUCAUCCGAAUCAGACGAUUCCACGUACCACGCUCAUUACCCCUCCACCUACAAAUCCGCCAACAACUUUGUACGAUCCGUGCGCAUCGAGUCCUUGUAUACACGGGUUCUGUCAGAGUUUAGAUUCUCGCGAAUAUUCCUGUACCUGCGAAUAUGGAUAUGCGGGAAGAAAUUGUGAAAAUGUAUUGAAACAGUGCGAGGUAUACGCGCCUUGCAGAAACGGUGGUACUUGCACGGAUCUACACGGAUCUUACAAAUGCGACUGUAGGCUUGGCUUUAACGGGCAAACUUGUGAAAAAUUGGCAGAUAUCACGUAUGACAUCGCGUUCAAAGGAGAUGGCUGGUUAGAACUGGAAAGAUCAGUGAUGACGCACGAAGAAGAACGCGAGGUAUUGGGUUUCGAGAUAUCGACGAAUAAAACAAAUGGUUUGAUCAUGUGGCACGGCCAAACGCCAAACGAUUUGAAUCCCGAUGACUACAUAUCUCUGGCGGUUGUCGAUGGUUACGUGGAAUAUCAAUACAAUUUGGGAUCAGGCCCGGCGGUUAUUCGCGUAACCGCUCAAAGAGUCGACGACGGAGAAAGGCAUAGAAUCAUUUUAAAACGACAAGGCAGCGAUGGUAGCAUCGAGUUAAACGGCGAACAUACGGAAAGUGGACUGAGCGACGGGCUACAACAAAUCUUGAAUACCAGAGGCAGCGUUUAUUUAGGAGGUGUGCCUGAUUACGCAAUGACCUACGGACGAUACCACGAAGGAUUUUCCGGUUGUAUUUACACUCUCGAAGUACAAGACUCCGGGGCCAUCGAUAUAGGAGAAAAAGCUAUUAGAGGAAAGAACGUUUCUCCGUGUACCAGAGUGAGAUGGAUUCCAUCUUCGUUGGUAUUUACGGACGCAGAUGCAGAUAUUUUUGAUGCGUUUGUACCUCCACCUCCUGUAAAUAUCAUUCAUCCAAAACCUGCUGCAAACGUAGCCACGUGUAAUAUUAAGAGUUAUCUACUAUUGAUCGUGUUGCAACAUUUGAUUGCGUUGAAAAUAGAAAGCAGAAAUUUAAUCGUUGUUUGUACACUUUUUUACAUAGGUGCUAUUAAUACGUCAUAAGAAAUUUAUUGAUUUAAAUAGACAAAUACGUUUCAAUUUAUACAAUUUAUAGGGUAUACUUAUAUUCCAAGUUUGUGCUAAUACGUAAAUGCUUGUAAUAUUCGUAUUCCCAUAAUUUUCGAAGAAAUAUGUCUCUAUAAUCGUUAAAUUUGUUGAUUGUUUAAUGCAUUGUCAACGCAAUCUGGAACAAUCUGACCAAACCCAUGUGAUCCAGUCGAAAAACUUUCUAUCCGUGGUGAUCCGGGAAGAAGACAUUAAGAGAAUCUGUACGUGAUACGAUCCUACCUUAUUACUAAUUCAUUUUUCAAUAUUCAAAGCGGAUGGUUCUUUUGUCAAAUGUUUUAACGUUCGUUAAUGCGUUCCGUUUUAUAGAAAACUACAUUUGUUUACGAUAUGAAAGUACUGCAUACAAAUGUUAUAUAACAGCGAAACGUAUGGCAUUAUUGUAACUUUAAAAGUUUUCUACUAAGAAAUAGGGAUAAACAUUAUCGAUUGAUGUAAAAUAUUUAGGAUAUUUCUCUAUACACAAAUAUUAACUAUAAUCGGAUAAAGACUUUGACAUCAAACCCAUAAAGGUUUGUACUAAUGAAAGUAUCUAAUUAAAAUCAUACUUGUUCAUUGAUAAUAGUAAGAAUCGUAUCAAGCCUAUGCAAAGUAAUUAUGAUUUUUGCUAAAGUAUUUUAUAUCGACCACGACGUUAUCACGAACUAGUAACAACUACUCAGUUACUUUCAAGCUUUUUAAUAAUCGCCACCUUUUAUUUCCAUCAUUGAAAAUGUUUUUAUCCAGAAAUGUUAUAUUUUUUUCUACUUUAUCGGUAGUCUUGCGUUUAAAAAAUAUAUGUACUCAUAAUAUAUGUACUCAUAAUUUAUAUCUCUUAUUUCUCAUUUUAUGCAUUUUAAUGUCUAAAAUAACGUGACACGAUUGUUUUAUCGAUUAAAAAUAUACACGCGCAUACGCACGUGUGUGUGUGUGUAUCUAUACAUACACAUAUAUACUUGUAAUAUUCCCCUUUUUAAAUUUAAGAUAUAUUUCUACAGCUGCCAUAGUGAUUGAGAAAGAAAAAGAAAACAGUGUUAAAAUACAAUAAUAUAUAAUUUUUCACUGCCAUGAUCUUAUUUGUUAGACUUUAGAACUAACAGCGGAUAACAGUGGAUUUGUCUUUUAAAAAAUUGUAAUGACGAUGUAUGAAAGAAGUCACAAUUUGUAAAACUUGUUUUCAACGUCAUUUAGCAAUGAAGCUUUAUAUACUCAUCCUUCAAAUAUAUCACCUUUCCUUGUGAAACAAUUUAUUACAUUACGAAUCAAGCUUAUAUAUUUUUUUAGGCAAAACACGAUGAAAAAAAAUCUUUGCCACGUGUAACGAGAAAAAUAUGUUUUUACACGGUUUCGUAAAUCUUAACGUAAUUUAAACAUAACGAUGAUAAUAAUAAUAAUAUAACAAUGGUAUUGAUAAAACUUAACAAUAAUAUUGAUAAUAUUAAAAGUUAAUUCAAAUAUAUCUCGAUUCGAUCGAAAAGUAGCAAAUAGAUAACAUGAAAAAUCGUUUUUGCAAUUAUUUUUUUUUAAUUGUGACUACUUUCGUACUUUAGCAAACUAAUAUCACUUGUUAUACAAUGAGAUAAAUGAAUUUUGUUAAAACAAGCGCGACGAUAAAAGUUUCGAUAGAUAAAAUUUCAGCUAAAGAAUGAAAUUUUAAUAAUUAAAAUGUACUAUUUUUUAUCAAGAAAUUCGAGAGGUCGCAAUUUUCGUAGUACGAACGAAAGCAAGUUACUUUUAGAACCUUUAAUAUAAUAGUUCCGAUUGGUGCUAGUAAAAUGUGUUGCAAACGUUGUAUCGAUGUCGAAUAUAUUGCAACAUGUGCAUGAAAAUAAAAGUGAAUAAUUUACUCUUGUAA